This is a messenger RNA of Diaporthe citri, 2553 nucleotides long. RefSeq lists its product as uncharacterized. The transcript has a single exon. Lineage: Eukaryota; Fungi; Ascomycota; Sordariomycetes; Diaporthales; Diaporthaceae. The coding region runs from base 1 to 2553 and encodes 850 amino acids. The record is from RefSeq and is a predicted model, not a curated record.
AUGGCGCCCGAGGACAACAUGCCACAGAAAUCACCCUUCGCAAAGCUUUUCGAUCCCGAUGCACAGGUCGAUAAACAGCUACAGAAAAUCCGAGACAGGAUCUACUAUUUCGCCUGGUCUCGUGACCGCCGUGACGAGGCCAAACUGGACUGGGUCCUGUCUGAGAAUGGCGUCAAUCGCAAUGUGCACCUGAGGUGGAUUGCGGAGGCCUUGUCAGGAUUGAGCCGCAAUCACAUUAAUGGGCUACCCUGCUGGCUGCACUUGGUCAACAGGCAGAUCUCCGCAGACUUCAUUCGUUUCAUCUACUCUGUCAACGACCUCGAUAUCCUCGUGGAUCUGAAAGCCGACCACACCGAACCGAACGAGGCCAAACUUGACACGGUCGUCAACCUCCUGCAUAACGCCAACUUUAAACGCUACACCAGAUCAGCCCGCGUCCGUAUUCACUUUCCAGACAAAUACCCCUUCCAGAACCUGCCUGUGUUCAACCAGCACGCGCUUGACAACAUCGCCGUGGCUCUAGAUGGAUUCCAACAGCUUGCACACCUGUCUGUCCGCGUUGUUCCUAUGCAAGGCCCAGAAGUCUACGAGUUGCGUCUCGCCACCUUUCCGUUCUACCCAAUGUCUAUGACCAACUGGUCGAUUCGCAUGCUCAACUCCACGACCUACAAUUGGGAUGUCGUGGGAGGAGAGCAGCUCCAUCACCUCAACUUGGCUUGGGAAUUGUUUCAGGAGACUGGAUCACUGACUGCGACCGUCAAUCCGCCAGACGGCGCGAAGAGGCCGGCCAGCCACAUCGAUCAGGUGCCUGGGGCCAAGAGCGUUGUUGAUGUGCCGAAGAAGCUGGUAGUGAACCAAAAAAAGAAUGGCAGUCAAAAGAGAAAAGGCCGCAAGCUAAAGGCUCUCUCUGCUGUGACAGCUCCAAGUACCAGCAAAACCGCCCCAGAAGUAACAUCUGAUGAUCCGUCACUGCGGUCAAGCUCAGCUUCCUUGGAUCAUUCGAAAGACCACCCUCCGAUUUUGGUCCCUGGUCACGACUCGGGAUCUGGAGCGGAGCUCUCUCAUACCAAGUUGCCGAUUACUGGAAUGCCUAGCCAGUCAGCCGAAGAGCCAUCUGAUCCCGUGUCACCUGCUCACAAUUCAAUUGGGACCGCUCAGCAGCCUUCGUCCCCUGCAUCACCGACAAAGCUGGAGACUACAUCUGGCGUGAAACAAAAUUCCGCUUCUGAAGUUACUGAUGAGAACGUGGAGAACGACAACAUUGCGGAACAAAACCCUUGCCAUGCGAACCCCAUCGACACCGCGCCAGAGGACCGCGUGAAUUCAGAAAGCCCACAGGAGAAAACCCCCUCUAGUUCAGCCCCAAGUUCUGUUACGCUGGGCCGCGACCAGAGCGAGGAUGAGGCCGCGAUUCAUAACACAGUUGAGGAAACACCGCAAGUUGAAACCACCAUGAGAGGAGCAGGAGUGGAAAGCGAGAAACCAGUGCAGAAAAAGAGACGAAAUCGGAAGAAGGGAAAGAAGACCCAGUCGACUGAUACGGCGGCUAUGCCGUCAAAUGACGAGAGUGAUCAGCAACUUCCGGUUGAAUUAGAAGACAAUGGCAGUACCAUUUUCAUCAGCACUGUCGGUGCACAGGGAAUCUUCCCAAUAAGCAAGGGGUUGGACGGCAUCUUAUUCAAUGGCCAGCGAGAAUUUCCUCUGGCAGAGAUUGUUGAGUUGGAACGUUGGACCGAGGACGGGGGGUUUCUCCGGUACAAGAGAGAAAACGGACGGCGCGGCAUCAUUCAAAGGAAUCCUGAUCUCGACAGAGUUCUCCGGCAGAAAGAGAGAAUGGCCGCUCAAGAAAGUCAGAGACGAGCGGAGAAACUAUUAGCCAAAGGGAAGAGAAAGACAAAGAAGGUGAAAGAGGUCAUGAUCCGACGCAAGGGGGACUCAAACGGCCUUCGACGGAGUGUCGAAGAUACAAAGCAGCUCGCCGGCGGCAGAGAGGGCAGUGACCUACGGAGGCGAUUCAACGAAAUUACAGGAGAGCGUCUCGAGAAAGAGACCACUGCGUCCCAGGCCAGUACUUCUGAGGAUUCCGAUUCCAGCGAUGAAGAUGCCUCUUCGCCAGAAGGCCAGUGGUCCUCCCCGGAGCAAGCAAGAUAUCCUCAACGCGAAUCGUUGAUCCGCCAUGAACACCUUGACACCAACUCUGUCUCUCACCACCGCAACCCUUCUAGCUCCUUCCACGCUGUUGGAUUUAGCCUCCCCGGGUCUACUACACAAGUGCUUAUGUUCCCAAAAGAGGACGAUACAGGCGAGGAUGGUUCGCAGGUCGAGCAUGAAGAUGUCGAGGAGCGGGGGCAUGCUGACAUCGGCUUGAGCGGGACUCCAGCGACCAAUUCUGCAUCCGCACACCAGAGACACCACCAAGGCCGUCAGAUGGACGAGCAGCAUUUGAUCGAGGAGCUGGAAGACUCGGGCGACUGCGCAUCUGUCAUCUCUCAGUACGGUGAUGAGGGACCUCCAUCCAUCUCUGAUGACGAGAGUCAAAACUCUGCCACAUGA